Messenger RNA from Yarrowia lipolytica CLIB122, 444 nucleotides. RefSeq lists its product as uncharacterized. The record is from RefSeq and is a predicted model, not a curated record. Lineage: Eukaryota; Fungi; Ascomycota; Dipodascomycetes; Dipodascales. Gene Ontology annotation, molecular function: protein tyrosine phosphatase activity. Gene Ontology annotation, cellular component: cytoplasm; nucleus.
AUGUCCCUGCACCCCGAAGUUGAAGACUGGCUUGGAAAGUACCCCGAGCCCCAGGGCAUUGCUCCCAUCGUCCAGAAGGAGCAGGUUCUGGAGUGGCUGCAGAGCGGCGAUAACAAGGAGAUGAUUAUUGAUCUGCGAAAGCACGACUUCAAAGGCGGCAAGAUUAAGGGCGCCCUGUGUCUCCACUACACCGGUGUCUACAACUCCAUUGAGGACAUUUACCAGCUGUGCAAAAGCGCCGGCAAGACCAAGAUCAUCAUCCACUGCUGGUCGUCGCGACAGCGAGCUGUCAAGACCGCCGGCUGGUUUUUUGAUAUCCUCAAGGCCCACAACGACGACUCCAUCGAGGUGUUUGUGCUGGAGGGCGGCAUCAAGGGCUGGGUCGAGGGUGGAAAGAAGUACACCGAUCUGAUGAUUGAGUUUGAGCCUACUGCUUUCUGCUAG